UUAUCACAGCACACACUCCUGCACAUCAUCACACACACCGUGUAAUCGUGCAUGCACACACAGCUUCACCCUCACCUCUGAGAGCCACCAAAAACCUCAAGAUGGGAAAAAUCAACGGAUGCCUCAAAUGUCUCUUUAUCUUCUUCAAUGUGGUGUUUGCAAUCAUCGGAUGCCUGAUGGUGUUCGGGGCGGUGAAGGCCAGCGCCUACAGCCACCAGAUGUCGUCGGUUGGGGCCCCGAGUCUGGGUUGGAGUUGGGUGUUUGCCAUCGGCAUCCUCGGCAUCUCCUGCCUGGGAAUCUACGCAGGAUGCUCCGAGAAAGACUUGGCCCUCAAAAUAUUUGCAGGCUUCAUGGGCCUUGGAAUGAUCAUCAUGCUGAUCUUCGGCAUCAUCAUCGCUGUCACAAGAAACAAGAUCAAAGCGAGCUUUGACACUGCCUCCGCUGAGUUGUCUAAGCCUUUUAUGGAAGACCCUGAAAUGAGACUGAUGCUUGAAGGACUACAGCAAUCUGCUUACUGCUGUGGAGUGGUGAGCUCCUCUGACUGGGGUGAUAACAUCCCCGACUCCUGCGAGUGCAAGUCUCAGUAUGGAGUAUAUCCAGGAUUUGGAGUAUCUGGAUGUAAACCCUUACCCCAGGGAGCCAGAGGGCCACAGCAGAUCUAUAGACAGACCUGCGGUGAUUUCAUCUUUAUGUGGUUGGACCUCAUCUUCCGGGUCGCCAUGGGCAUCUGCUUUGGAUUUGCUGUCACCGCAUUGCUGGGCCUGCUGGUCUCCCUCCUGAUGAUCUAUCAGAUCAAACGUCACGAUGGCUCCGGAGGAUCUUCCAUCGGCAUGAAGAGCUACUAAAAGGAAGCCUCCACCCCUGACCCCUCCACUUUAACCUCUGCACUGUAACAGGAGGACUCAUAGACUGUAUCAAAGAAGUGCACAAAGCCAUCAGCUCUAAAAAAGUGAAGCCGAUGUGGAAGUCCCUUAAACUAGCAUUCUUACUAAUGGCCAGCAGGGGGUGACUCCAGUCAUAUUGUAUAGAAGUCAAUAAGAAAAUGAUCCUACCGCUCACUCACUAAACAUUUUUGGAUUGGGUGUAUGAUCUCAAUUGCCAGAUUCAAGUCUAUGAUCUACAUUUUACAAGUUGCUACCACGGCGACCUGUCACUUGAACACAUUCUUACCCCCAGACUGUCCCAUAUUGCCGCUUGGUCAUUUUUUCAGAUAUUAUUAACAGUUUUUUGGACAUUUCAUAAAUAUUUUUUCGGCCAUUUUAUAUUUUUUAGGAAUAUUUUUUUUAUUAUUUUGUCGAAAUUUAAUUGACUUUUUCAGACGUUUUAAUAUUUUUUAGAUGUUUUAUUGAUAUUUUGUGACAAAUUUUUUCGUACAUUUUAAUAAUAUUUUUCUAAACUUUGGUAAAAUACUGUGCAUUUACAUACAUUUUAUUGUGCAACAAACGCCAGUGGUCAGGUUUAGAAAAAGAUCAUAAUUUGGCUUAAUAUGAGAAGCGAACACCAGGCUCCUGGGUAUGGCGUUUUAACCUGAUGCCAUCCUAUGGCUUUAAAAACUGAUGCCGUUAUGCAUAGCCAGGACAUUAUGUUAUGUGUUAUGAGUCUGAUGCAGACGUCAAUGACCAAGUGGCAGCAUUUAAAGACUUCAUAAUUAGAGCGGGUUGGUCAAACAGAACAGGAGGCGUAUAAUGGUGCGUUCCAGGCAGGCUUUUGAACUCGUAAGUCACGACUUCAAGUCACGAGUUACGACUUUGUAGCGUUCCAGGAAAGUUACGGCAAACUGCCAGUUACUUCCUGUUUAACGUUGAACAUGGCGAACCGUAUGUUUGUGCUUCCCCAAUAUUUCUAUCGCCAAAGGUGCCUGCUCCUUGCUCAUUUGAGUGAAACGGAGGAGGAGAAACGACGCAUAAGGUCACAGAUGCUGUUAUACUUUUUAUUUUACGUUAUCUGUGUGUUUGGAAACGUAUUUUGUAUUGAUUAUUCUUGCACUGGAAACCAGCUGUUAGAGCGGCUGCCAAUAAUGCGUUAACAUUAGGGUUAUUUUAUGUCUAUUUCUCACCAUGUAUCACCUGCAUCAACACCGCAUCCAUAGGGCUGCCAUUGUUAUAUAGAGGAGUAAGGUAAUUGGUUUAGAGAGCUGUGUGACGUCAGAAAGCGUAACUGGGAGUGCAUCGAUCUGGUACGAGUUCACGGGUGGGAAGUUACAGGUUUGACUGCCAUUCCAGUGCACUUUCACGGGUUACAGGUUGUGAAAACACGAGUUACGGGUUGCCUGGAACGCACCAUAAUUUAGAUCCACCCCUCACUCCUCCAUAGCUCCACCCUCUUGUCCAAAUAUGGUCACUUCUGGCUCCAAAAAACCAAGAUGGUGAUGUCUCAAGGCUGAAACAGUCGUCCACAAACCAACGGGUGGCGUCACGUUGGCUACAUCCACUUCUUUCAUACAGUCUCUGAGAGGACUCAGUGGUCAGUCCCUGACCUCUUCUUCUUUGCUUUUUUUUGUUUUCGUCAUUUAGCCCCUCAGAGAGCGACAGGGUAUGCAGGAGACAGAUGGAGGGCAUGGCACGCUGCAGAAAGAGUUCAUUUGGGAGGAAAAGUGCUGCAUCGCAUUGUUUUUUACUUCCAGCUUUAUAUUGUAGAAUUUAUUGCUUUAAUAUCAGACAUUUAUUUUUUGUGAAUCAGUAUAUACUCUUUGUGUCAUUGAUGGUAUGCAGUAUUAUAGCAGUCUCGUGUAACAGAGACAUAUUGUACAAAAGAAGCAGCAUUUAGCUUAAAUGACUUAGUUACCUGUCAGCAGGCGUGUUUACUCUUCACUAACUGGCCUUUAAGUUCACGUGGAGGUGGAUUCAUGGGAGCUGCUAAUUGUUGUGUCAUGAUAAAUCUAAUCCGAAUCAGAAUCCACACGGACAAUAAUAUUUUAAACAGAUUGGGAAACAAAACCUGCAGAUUUGAGCAGUUUUUGUAUUUCUGGCAACAUCCUCAGACUUCCAUCUUAAUAUUCGGGCAUUUUAUUUUGAAAUGUAACUGUCAAAAUUAAAGAAACGAUUUAACCCUUUGUGCUUUUGGGAUGUGGCCAGUAACAUUAUUUAUGAAGGAACUGCCAACAUAAAGUUACCAUUAAAGAUUUCAGAGUCUGCUCGGGUCAGAAGAACACUUAAGCUGCCAAGUGUGUGUGUGUGUGUUUGUGUGUGUGUAGCAUGAGCUUACAUAUUUGCUGUGCAUAUACAUAUCUGUCUAUGUGAAGUGCAUCAGUCGUAAAAACAGAACACUCCACUCAACUCCUGCCGUGUAGUUGGAGACAUCACCCCAUGUGGCUUAAUAACAUCCUUAUAAGUGACGUUGGGAACAAAACUUCCACCUGUGUUGGUGCACCUGUUCAUGUGGAGGUUAAUAUAAGAUUAGAUCACUUAAUUCAUAGUGUGAGGAUGUGACGACCCACACAGCAGCCCAGGGUUUCAAUUCUCCCACUAACUGUGAACACAUCACCACCAUUAAAUAAAAAAAGGGAUCAUGAUUUAGAUGGAAGACAAAUAUUGUAACAGGCACUGUUUUAUUGUGAAAUCUGCACUCUUAUCAUUUCAGAAUAAACUCCAGAGACUGAAUAUA
Epinephelus fuscoguttatus (brown-marbled grouper) is the source of this 3603-nucleotide messenger RNA. Its product is annotated as tetraspanin-8-like. The coding region runs from base 102 to 845 and encodes 247 amino acids. Gene Ontology annotation, cellular component: membrane. Lineage: Eukaryota; Metazoa; Chordata; Actinopteri; Perciformes; Serranidae. The record is from RefSeq and is a predicted model, not a curated record. The transcript has 9 exons.